This is a messenger RNA of Phalacrocorax carbo (great cormorant), 1128 nucleotides long. The record is from RefSeq and is a predicted model, not a curated record. NCBI's taxonomy places the organism in Eukaryota, Metazoa, Chordata, Aves, Suliformes, Phalacrocoracidae.
AUGGCCCCAUCCCUGCACCCGCCUGUGUCCCCGUGUCCCCAUCCCACGUCCCUCUGUCUGUCCGUGUCCCCAUCCCAUGUCCCUGUGUCUGUCCGUGUCCCCAUCCCAUGUCCCUGUGUCUGUCCGUGUCCCCAUCCCACGUCCCCAUCCCACGUCCCUCUGUCUGUCCAUGUCCCCGUGUCCCCAUCCCACGUCCCUCUGUCUGUCCGUGUCCCCGUGUCCCCAUCCCAUGUCCCUGUGUCUGUCCGUGUCCCCAUCCCACAUCCCUCUGUCUGUCCGUGUCCCCGUGUCCCCAUCCCACGUCCCUCUGUCUGUCCGUGUCCCCGUGUCCCCAUCCCACAUCCCUCUGUCUGUCCGUGUCCCCGUGUCCCCAUCCCAUGUCCCUGUGUCUGUCCGUGUCCCCGUGUCCCCAUCCCACAUCCCUCUGUCUGUCCGUGUCCCCGUCCCAUCCCAUGUCCCUCUGUCUGUCCGUGUCCCCGUGUCCCCAUCCCACGUCCCUCUGUCUGUCCAUGUCCCCGUGUCCCCAUCCCACGUCCCUCUGUCUGUCCGUGUCCCCGUGUCCCCAUCCCAUGUCCCUGUGUCUGUCCGUGUCCCCAUCCCACAUCCCUCUGUCUGUCCGUGUCCCCAUCCCAUGUCCCUGUGUCUGUCCGUGUCCCCAUCCCAUGUCCCUGUGUCUGUCCGUGUCCCCGUGUCCCCAUCCCACGUCCCUCUGUCUGUCCGUGUCCCCGUGUCCCCAUCCCACAUCCCUCUGUCUGUCCAUGUCCCCGUGUCCCCAUCCUACGUCCCUGUGUCUGUCCACGUCCCCGUGUCCCUGUGCCCGUGUCCCUGCCCUUGUGCCCGUGUCCCUGUGUCUGUCCGUGUGUCUGUCCGUGUCCCUGUCCCCAUCCCCGGGCCUUGUCCGUCCCUCUGUCCCCGUACCCACGUCCCCGUCCCUGGUCUCGUGGCCUUUCCCCAUCCCCUUCCCCCACCCCCGGCCCCCCAUCCCUGUCCCCAUACCCCCACAUCCCCAUCCCCCAUCCCAAUGUCCCUGUCCCAUGUCCUUGUCCCCCUGUCCCCAUCCCACACGUCUGUGCCCCCUUCCCCCCAUGCCUGGUUGGGGGUGGGGGUGGGGGUCCCACUGGUGGGUGA